Molecule: messenger RNA, 5646 nt
Organism: Brienomyrus brachyistius
Lineage: Eukaryota; Metazoa; Chordata; Actinopteri; Osteoglossiformes; Mormyridae
Product: discs large homolog 1-like protein
Exons: 26
Coding region: 1086-3983 (965 amino acids)
Biological process (GO): chemical synaptic transmission; neurotransmitter receptor localization to postsynaptic specialization membrane
Cellular component (GO): neuron projection; postsynaptic density membrane; neuromuscular junction
Molecular function (GO): kinase binding
Source: RefSeq, a predicted model, not a curated record
CAGACUCACUAUAGCGCUCUAGUAAUCGUUAGACGGAUAUCUGAAAUAAAAGUCGCACCUUUCCCAUAAGGACACGAAGACAAUGCAUUUGACAGAACAAUAUUUCAGAAGAACUGGAUAUAUUAGUCUUAACAAAAUCUGAUUUGUCAUAAAAAAUACCUUAAAAUAAGAAUCGUACAUCUGAUGUCACGAGCGAGUUAAAUUCUUCAAGUACCCCUAAUUCGCGUUUUACGGAUUUAUGGUUUUAUAAGAGAUUUCCUAAAUGAGCUGAUUGGAAUUGAUCGGACGCUUUUUAUUCACAUUUUCGUACCACGCAGCUGUGCAUCUGCAAAAUGACAGCGUAAACCGAGCAUACAUUGCUGAAACACAGCGAUCGCCUAACCUUACUCACUUCGCAAACUUUUAAUAUUGACUUAUAGAGCCACCGGGCUCGAUCACGCCGCAGUGUUUCCGGGUCUGAAGCGCCAUUUUGCAGGAAAGUUGGGAAUUUAAGCUGCAUUAGUUAAAAAAGAGGCGGGGAAAGUGAGAGAAGUUUUCUCUUUCAAGGGAAAAAAAUAUUUAGCGCGGGCGAAAAGGAAAGGGGCUGGAAAAUUCCCAUGCAACACGUUUUGGAGGCACAGAUUUAAUAUUGCAUUUCCCAGGCAAUGAGGAAAUUGUUUGUAUGCAUGUUUUUUUCCUUCUUGAACUGAAUUUGCGGUAAUUGGGGUGGUUGCAUAAAUAAAGGCAAACUAGUAGGGUAGGCGUGUUUCGUUCCCAGGAAGUGCACGCAGGUAGAUUAGCUGAGUUUGACAGCCAGUGUGUGUGUGUGACAGCGGGGAUCUGAUGCCAGCUUCACCCUCCUAUCGGAUACAAAGUCGGAGCCUCUCUGGCCGGAUCUGAAGACGAUCGAGACGCCAGUCUUGGGUCUGAUCACCGCAUCGGAGAGUCCCGGGGAUCCUUUUCUCAGUAACGGUGUACUUACUGCAAAGAGAGGGAGAGAUUUACGGGGUUAAUGGUGGUCUAGAGCUCCUGCUGAAGGCUGUGACCUGAAACCUUGCUGAACUGAAGCGCUGCUUAAUUUUUUUUUUGACAUUUGGAACCCAAAGAUGCCGGUGAGGAAGAAGGACGCCCAGCGCGCGCUGCUGCUCCUGGAGGAGUACCGGGCGAAGCUGAGCCGCACCACGGACCAGCAGCUCCGGCAGUCCAUCGAGAGGGUCAUCGCCGUCUUUCAGAGCAACCUCUUCCAGGCUCUCCUCGACAUCCACGAAUUCUACGAGGUGACAUUACUGGACAACCAGAAGGUCGCAGGGUCCAGUAAAACCAGUGCCCUCUCAGCCCCUGGCAACCUAUGGGACUUCUCCAGCCUUUCUAGCACCACUGGGACCUCGGAGACACUGCCCAGCAGUCUGAGCCCCAGCUUGGAGAAAUACAGGUACCAAGAUGAGGACACGACGGCCCCCCAGGACCACGGCUCACCGCGCCUCGCUGGCGACCUCCAGAGGCCGGAGCUGGCACAGGCGUCUGAGAAGACCCCCCAGCAAACAGAGGGCGCUCACAUCUUCGUACCCCACUCUCACAUCUCGCCCAUGAAGGUUGAGUCCCUGGAAUGUGUCUAUGAUGGGACGUCGGCUCUGAGAGCAGAGGAGAUCUCCACCCCUACCUUUUCUGCCUUGUACCCUCAGAGUGACACUCUCCUACAGCACACAGAUGCUGUCCCACCCUCUGCUCCCAUAAUCCCCGUGAUCCCCGUCUCUCCAGUCCUAGCUGAGACCACAGUCACCAUCACGUCCGCUCCACAGGUUAAUCCACCCCCCGUAGUGGUGAGCACAGACAUUUUGGACACGCCACCAUACGUUAACGGGACCGAAGCGGACUUUGAAUAUGAAGAGAUCACGCUUGAGCGGGGCAAUUCAGGCCUGGGCUUCAGUAUCGCGGGGGGCACGGAUAACCCCCACAUCGGCGAUGAUCCAAGCAUCUUCAUCACCAAGAUCAUCCCUGGCGGUGCAGCUGCUCAGGAUGGCCGUCUCCGAGUGAACGACUGCAUCCUGAGAGUGAAUGAUGCAGACGUGCGGGACGUCACUCACAGCAAAGCGGUGGAGGCCCUGAAGGAAGCCGGCUGCAUCGUCAGGCUUUACAUUCGCAGGAGGAAACCGGUCACCGAGAAAAUAGUGGAGAUAAAGCUGGUUAAAGGCCCUAAAGGCCUUGGAUUCAGCAUAGCGGGUGGUGUAGGGAAUCAGCACAUUCCUGGAGACAACAGCAUCUAUGUCACUAAAAUCAUCGAAGGCGGCGCCGCGCACAAGGACGGCAGGCUGCAGAUAGGGGACAAGCUGCUGGCUGUAAACAGCUCCUGCCUUGAGGAGGUGAGCCACGAGGAAGCUGUGGCCGCCUUGAAGAACACCCCCGAUGUUGUGUACCUGAAGGUGGCAAAGCCCACCAGUGUCUUCAUGAGCGACAGCUUCAUCCCGCCUGACGUCACCAACUCCUAUUCCCAACACCUGGAGAACCACACCACCUCUCCCAGCUACCUGAGCCAGCCGCUGGUCUCCAGCUCGUCUGGCCGCUACUCGCCCGUCCCGAAGAGUGCGCUGGCCGACGAGGAGAUCACCAGGGAGCCUAGGAAGGUGGUGCUGCUGCGAGGCUCCACCGGGCUGGGAUUCAACAUCGUGGGGGGCGAGGAUGGAGAGGGCAUCUUCAUCUCCUUUAUCCUGGCUGGGGGUCCGGCGGACCUGAGCGGGGAGCUGAGGAAAGGGGAUCGCAUCGUCUCUGUGAACGGGGUGGACCUGCGGGGGGCCACUCACGAGCAGGCAGCGGCAGCACUGAAGAAUGCUGGGCAGACCGUCACCAUCGUGACGCAGUACCGACCCGAGGAGUACAGUCGAUUUGAAGCGAAAAUCCAUGACUUGAGGGAACAGAUGAUGAACAGCAGCAUCAGUUCAGGGUCCGGCUCGCUGCGGACAAGCCUGAAGAGGUCCGUCUACGUCAGAGCCUUGUUUGACUACGACAGGACGAAAGACUCCGGUCUUCCAAGUCAGGGCCUCAACUUCAGAUUCGGGGACAUCCUCCACGUGGUGAACGCCUCCGAUGACGAGUGGUGGCAGGCACGACAGGUGACCGCCGAAGGGGAGGUGGAGGAGGUCGGCGUCAUUCCCAGCAAGCGGAGAAUGGAGAAGAAGGAGAGGGCCAGGUUAAAGACGGUGAAGUUCAACUCCAAGUCUCGGGACAAAUGGCAGUCAAUCAAUGACAAGUGUAAAAAGAACCUCUUUUACCGAAAGUUUCCUUUCUACAAGAACAUGGACCCGAGCGAGCAGGAAACCAGUGACCUUGACCAGCAUGUAACCUCUAAUGCCAGUGAUAGUGAAAGUAGUCACCGUGGAGUGGAAGAGUACGUCCUGACGUAUGAGCCGGUCUGUCAGCGAGAAGUGAACUACACUCGUCCAGUGAUAGUCCUGGGACCUAUGAAAGACAGAAUCAACGACGACCUGAUCUCUGAGUUUCCUGACAAAUUCGGGUCCUGCGUGCCUCACACCACCAGGCCGAAGCGUGACUAUGAGGUGGACGGCAGGGACUACCAUUUCGUCACCUCGCGAGAGCAGAUGGAGAAGGACAUUCAGGACCACAAGUUUAUCGAGGCUGGCCAGUACAACAACCACCUGUACGGCACCAGCAUUCAGUCGGUGAGGGAGGUGGCAGUAAAGGGGAAACACUGCAUUCUGGAUGUUUCCGGCAAUGCCAUCAAGCGGCUCCAGACCGCCCAGCUGUACCCCAUCGCCAUUUUCAUCAAACCUCAAUCUGUGGAGAAUAUUCUGGAGAUGAACAAGCGGAUGAUGGAGGAUCAGGGCAGGAAGACCUUCGAACGGGCCGUCAAACUGGAGCAGGAGUUCACGGAGCAUUUCACAGCCAUCAUCCAAGGGAUCACCCUGGAGGAGAUUUACACCCAGGUCAAGCAGAUCAUCGAGGAGCAGUCUGGCCCCUACAUAUGGGUUCCAGCCAAGGAGAAGCUGUGAACGAGCUCACACAUUAACUGGUUUUUAUUUGUUUUGUUUUUUUUUUUUGUUUGUUUUACUUUUUACAUUUCUAAUGAUUUUAAUUUAUUUUUUUAGCCGACCUGUGCUGGUCUGUUCUGUUAGAUGGUACGCUAACCCGAGCUUCAGAAUCAGCCUGUUUCACAUGCCCGCGUCAAAGGCGUUGUGAAAUUUCGUCAUGGCCCGAUUUCCUGACCUGCCUGCUAAAUAUCUCUUGAAGACUGGCGUUCGAAGCUCCGGUUUGGACCAUCCCUGUUUCUUGCUAAGGUGCCAAGGGAGUUUCCUGACUGGCAUCUGAAAAGGGGGAGGGGCUUAUGGAACACUUCCUUAAUGUUUAAGGGUGGUGACUUUCUGCAAAAAACAAAAAACGAGACAUUGUAUGUUUUUUUUUAAGCUUUGUUUUCGUAAUAAUAUAGAAUAAAAUACAUAACGCAAGACUUUGCACAUUAUAGCUUUAACACUUCUGAACAGUCCUGUUUUCUUGUAAUUUUAUUCUUCUGUUGCUGUUCCUUUUUCAAAGCUUUGUCUGAAUUGCUUUAAUGUGUAGCUUUUUUUUUAAAAAAAAAAUUCUUCUUCCUGGUCUUGAUCUGUAUGCAUUUGCUUGUCAACAGAGAUCUGGCAGCUGUUCGGUUCUCAUUUUUAAUUUUGGUUGUUAAUUGGCAUGAAGUCGGUAAAAUGCAGGCAAGACAUCGGUGUCAGACUGUUACUCGGCGGGUCCUGGCGGGAAACGGUAUCUUAUUACCCGCUAACGUCACGAGUCGAAGUCGGCGGUUUCCAUCAUGUUUAGGUGCUCUUAAGGGUUCCUUUGAUAUAGUCACACAGAAACGUAAUGGUUGUUUUAAAAGCUGAUAUAUAGAAUAAUAAAUUAGGAUGCAAAACAGCAAUGCAAAAACCAUGAGAAUUUAUUGUACACUGAGAUUUUAACAUAUAUUUAACCCUCAGUAAACUGCCUAUUUUGUUAUAAUAAAGGUCUAUAUUGAACUUUAAAUGCAACAGUUAUGGGAAUUAUUUUCUUUACAUUGUCAGACAUAUAUGAAUAUAUAUGUGUAAAUAUAUAUUAUGAAAUAAAUAUGAAUAUAUUUUCCUUUACUUUUACCACUACCACCUUUGUUGCUUAUUUUCCAUGCAUAAAGUUGAAAUAAGGAAAAGUUCAGGCCCAAUGGAGCCCAAGUGGUAAAAGUAAAACAGUAUUUGGUAUAAAUCAGCUGGCAAAUAAAGUAACUAUUACAGCAGGUUCUCCUCUUUUUUCCUGACCGUGUGAAUUCAGUUUUUUUAUGUGAUGUGCAUGAUUUUAAUGCAAUAGGCUGUUGUACAAAACAAACAAAAAAGUUGUGCGUUUUCACCUGGGACUGUAAUCGUCGUACCUUAAAGCAUAGUUCCUCAUGGAUCCCUUCCCUGUGGGUCUGACAUUUGGUCUCGGAGCAGGAAGUCUGAAGAUGCGCACUCUAACGCAAGCCUUCAGGCCUCCACCAGGGGGAGCUCUUUCGCGCUCACCGGCCAUGGAGAGGAUUGUCCCAUGACUGCUUCUUUACCACCUCAUCACGACUGUAACUUAAUUUACAGCUGGACGGUAUAAGCAACUUACCAACGGAUUCAUUCCAUUUGUCAAAAGGGGAGAACAGUUAAUAAAAACUUUCUCAUACUA